Messenger RNA from Synchiropus splendidus (mandarinfish), 748 nucleotides. RefSeq names its product apelin receptor early endogenous ligand (gene apela). Gene Ontology annotation, biological process: heart development; apelin receptor signaling pathway. The record is from RefSeq and is a predicted model, not a curated record. Gene Ontology annotation, molecular function: apelin receptor binding. Lineage: Eukaryota; Metazoa; Chordata; Actinopteri; Syngnathiformes; Callionymidae. Bases 158 to 334 code for a protein of 58 amino acids. The transcript has 3 exons.
UCCCACUCUGGCUGGACAUACUGAAGAGAGGAACCUCUCCUGGACGCUUCCCCUGGAGGACCAUCUGGACUGAAAGAGACAGGGAGACUCGGGCUGAACUUCAGCUGAAGAUAUACAAGUUUUACUGAGAGACUUCUUCCUCGUUUAAUAUCUGAAAAUGAGAAUCUUCAACCUCAUGUACCUGCUCCUCCUGCUGCUGGCUGCGGUCACCUCCAUCUCCUCGGCCAGGCCAGGUACCCCUCCAGAUUUUCUGAACCUGAGGAGGAAGUACCACAGACAUCACUGCCCACACCGGCGCUGCCUGCCGCUCCACUCCAGAGUUCCUUUCCCCUGAGGUGAAAGGCUUAAAAAAAACCAAGGAUGACAACUGGUGAUGCAAGAGGCGUGAGGCCAGGACAUCACAGAUCCAAACCUGAGUGGGAGAUGAAGACUGUGUUCAGGACCCACCACUCGAACCUCAGAGAGGCACCACUGUUGGGUACCUUUUAAAAACAGAGUCGCCAAGAAAACCCACCAUCUGAGGAGGAAUGGCGGCACAUCGUUAAAGCCUGUAGACAAACGCCGAGAUGUUACUGAGGCGGUUGUUUGCUGUCAACAGAGUUGGUGUUUGUCCAGUUGCACAAUGCCAACACUUGUUGACUGGCAGCCGAAAUCUUACUUGAAGGCUACGGACCAAAGAUCUGGAGGAGUUUCCGGAGCAGAGCUAUAUUCCUAUAAAGUGUUUAUAUUGUAUGUAUGCACUUCAGAU